Molecule: messenger RNA, 627 nt
Organism: Salpingoeca rosetta
Lineage: Eukaryota; Choanoflagellata; Craspedida; Salpingoecidae
Exons: 3
Coding region: 1-456 (151 amino acids)
Source: RefSeq, a predicted model, not a curated record
AUGCGCGGAAACGGCGAAAGACGAAGACGACCAGCACAGCAACCAACCGCACAGCAACAGCUCGAAGCAGCACAGCUGGCCAUGUCAUCGUUGCCGUUGUCUCCUUCUUCCAGUGUGAUGCGCACGGGAGCGCUUUUUGGGUUUGCAGCAGUGGCGCUCGGGGCCUUUGGCGCACACGGUCUCAAGAACAUCAUCUCCGACCAACACCUGCUCAAAUCGUGGGAGACGGCCGCGCACUACCAGCUUGUUCACAGCGUGAUGCUGUGCAUGUGCGGUACACUUGGGAACCAAGUCAGCAACAGAACUUCCAACCUGUUUAGCCUUGGCACGAUCCUUUUCUCCGGCAGCAUCUAUGGCCUCGUACUCACAAGAUGGAAGGUCCUCGGCCCCGUGACCCCCAUUGGAGGGUUGCUGCUGCUUGGCGGCUGGGCGUCACUCGGAGUCGACUUUAUGUGAAUGCAACACACUGCCAACAAAUCGUGCGUGUGGAGGACAGGCGCACACACGUGUGCAUGCGCUGAUUGUGCCCGUCCCACCCCCGCUGUUACUUGACUGGACUCGAGAGCACGUGUGUCGUGUGAAUUGUGUGGUGGCUCUUGCCCAUCAGUAAACCAAAACGAGAACAAA